Vespa crabro (European hornet) is the source of this 2693-nucleotide messenger RNA. RefSeq names its product forkhead box C1-B (gene croc). NCBI's taxonomy places the organism in Eukaryota, Metazoa, Arthropoda, Insecta, Hymenoptera, Vespidae. The record is from RefSeq and is a predicted model, not a curated record. The coding region runs from base 808 to 2526 and encodes 572 amino acids. Gene Ontology annotation, molecular function: DNA-binding transcription factor activity, RNA polymerase II-specific; RNA polymerase II cis-regulatory region sequence-specific DNA binding. The transcript has 2 exons. Gene Ontology annotation, biological process: regulation of transcription by RNA polymerase II; anatomical structure morphogenesis; cell differentiation.
AUCGCGCUGCCCGCGCGCAUACGUCCUUGCGUUCAUCGUAGAACGCUCUCGGUCUGCUCGGUUCGCUCGCGAGGCCCCAGUGUGUUUUUACUCGGGGUUGGGUAAACUCCGGCCUGUUGUGUAUCAUAAUACGAUCGGUGCGGGUGCAACGCGCGCGGCUUUACGGACGACAUCGACCACUACACCGGCUUUCUCACGUCGUCCACGCAACUUUCCGCGCGUGCCUUUACUGUUACCUUCCGCUAUAUAUCUCUCUCUCCCUUUCUCUCUCUCUCUCUCUUCUUCUCUCUCUUUUUGUUUCUCUCUCUCUCUUCCUCUCUCUUUCUCUCUCUCUUUCUCUCUCUCUCUCUCUCUCUCUCUCUUUCUCUCUCUCUCUCUUUCUCUCUCUCUCUCUCUCUCUCUCUCUCAUGACUUGUACAAAGAAAGGUACAGGACAGGAAAUCUAUGUCAUCAUACGUCACAAAGAUUUUACUUUGUAAAUCUUAGGAUUUAAAGAUUUUUGAGGAAAAGAGUCUUAAAUCUUUGGAGAGAGAGAACCUGGGUUGAGAGAAAGAGCGUUAAAUAUUUCCAUUGACAAGGAAAUAUUUCCUUUGAGCAAGUUUGUCGAAUAGGUGAAAACGAACGGGAGAUGUCUAUAUUGGGAGGAAUGAUCGUAGCGACAUUUCAGUAAGAAAAGCGUCUCUUUGAUCGAAGAAACGGAAAUAAAAACGGUGUAUAUGUGUGCGUGAGUGUCCGUAGAAGAAAAGGUGUUGAAGGUCAAGAGAGAAAGAGAGAGAGAGAGAGAGAGUCAAAGAUCAGUUAAUCAGAAUGCACACGUUGUUCGGAGAACAAAAUGCUUAUUAUCGUCAUGCGAGCGCCGUACCUGUGGGUAUGGGCACGGCAUCCUAUCCAGGCGUGGGCGUGGGUGUGGGCGCUGCCCCGGGCUACUACGAGCAAUAUCGUUACGGUGGAUAUGCGACGGCCGCUGGUUAUCCUGUCUCCGGGAUAACGCAGCAACACAUACACCAUCCUGGUAAGGACAUGGUGAAACCACCCUACUCUUAUAUAGCUUUAAUUGCCAUGGCUAUUCAAAAUGCACCGGACAAGAAGAUCACUCUAAACGGUAUCUAUCAGUUUAUAAUGGAACGUUUCCCUUAUUACCGCGAGAAUAAACAAGGUUGGCAAAAUUCUAUUAGGCAUAAUCUUAGUUUGAACGAGUGUUUCGUUAAGGUGCCACGAGACGAUAAGAAACCGGGUAAGGGUAGUUACUGGUCCCUCGAUCCGGAUAGUUACAAUAUGUUCGACAACGGUUCCUACUUGAGACGUCGUAGGAGAUUCAAGAAGAAGGACGCUUUGAAAGAGAAAGAGGAGGCGUUAAAGAGGCAGGGUCUAUUGACGGAGAAACGAGGACAGCAGCAACAGCAACAGCAGGAGGACGUAAAGUCAAACAGCGGUGCUAUUGUAAACCUUGCGCCGUCGAUAGAAACUACGACGGUAAAAAAGGUCGGCGGCGGUGGUAACGGCGGUAGUGGAGGUGGUGGUGGUGGUGGUGGUGCUAGUGCCGGUGGUGUUGGUAGUGUUAUCGGUGGUGUUGCGGGUGUUAUGGAGGGUGGUACUGUAACGACAACGGCGAGUACGACUACGACUGGGCUGUGCAAACCAAAGAGAGAACCGGUGAACGAUCACUGCAUGGCCGCCGUGCAGAGCAAGUAUGGUCUGUUACAUAGCCCGAUUCAACAAGAGACGAAGACAACGGUAACAGGCGUCGUAGUGGCAAGCGUACCAUCGCACACGGCAGUUAGCGGAGGUCAGAGCGUCAUUCAGACGGCUCUUGGGAAUCAAGUACAUCAGGGUCAUCAUCAGGUCCAUCAGGAGACUACGAUUCAGGAUGUCUCAAUGGUGGGCCUCGAUCCUGGUGCAUUUAGCGUCGACGCUCUCAUGACGACCCGGGAAAAUGCUCUAAUGAAUAAUCGGGCCGAUCAAAGCACCAGUCAACAACAUCCGCAUGCUCACGCUCACGCCCUUCAACAUCCUCACGGUGCCCACUCGCACUCUCACCCGCACUCGCAUUCGCACUCGCACGCCCACUCAUCGGCGUGCACAACGACGACCAGCACGACCGCUGCGGUUGCCGCCAUGAUGGCAUCCACCGGAUACGCCCCUCACGGUAGCGCCGUAGCGAGAGGAAACUCAUCGCCACCCGGUACCGGCAUGUACGCGCCCUAUUGCGCGCCUACGCCUGGCUACAUCAUGGAUCAUGCUGAUUAUAAUCCGAGGAAUCAUGGAAAUGCUGCUGCCGCGGCUGCAGCAGCCGCUGCUGCGGCCGCAGCCGCACAUACACAGUGGUAUCAAGAAGCUGCUAGUCCAGACGCUGCACCCAUUUAUCAGGACACUCAGUCGCCCAGCUGUCAACUUUACAGAUCUAGCCCAUCGACUCCUCUUUCGACGGGUGCAGCACCAUCUCCACCGCUCUAUCAUAGAUAUUAUCAAGACUGCAACGCCGUUAAUAGCAGUGGGAAUUUGCCGAUAACGCUGCAGAAAUACUGAGAAUACCGAAAUUCAAGGCCCCAUCAGCGAGGCCUUGAAGAGCACCAGAACGAGUAUGAUCCUGGUCUGGUUUAUGUCAAGCAAGAAUGGAUACCAAUGACGGAGGAACUCGCCAAAGAUUGGAACUGAAGAUGGGAUCUAAAUUAUCGUCGUGAAAAAAAAGUCGG